Messenger RNA from Mus pahari (shrew mouse), 2362 nucleotides. It is a transcript of the gene Rnf149, whose product is annotated as ring finger protein 149. The record is from RefSeq and is a predicted model, not a curated record. The transcript is spliced from 7 exons. NCBI's taxonomy places the organism in Eukaryota, Metazoa, Chordata, Mammalia, Rodentia, Muridae. The coding region runs from base 78 to 1262 and encodes 394 amino acids.
AAGCGGCGGGCCGGCCUGGAGCGAGCCGCCUCCUUCUACCUUGCGCUCUUCUUCCUCAGCAGCCCGACCGGGCGGCCAUGGCGGCGCGGCGGCGGCCCGCGGCUGCCGUGGGGGCUCGGGACGCGCUCGCGGUGCUGGCGCUGGCCUUGUGUGCUCCCGGGGUGGGCGGCGGGGCGCUCGAGUGGUACUCGGCCAUGGUGACCAUCGAGUACGUGGACCCGCAGUCGAACCUGACGGUGUGGAGCGUGUCGGAGAGCGGCCGCUUCGGGGACAGCUCGCUCCGGGAGGAGAGGCAGGGCCUGGUGGGUGUCCCGCGCGCGCCCGCGGACCCCGAGGGCUGCGCGCCCGACACGCGCUUCGAGGCGCCCGGCGCCCUGGGCCACGCGCCCUGGGUGGCGCUGGUGGCGCGAGGCGGCUGCACCUUCAAGGAGAAGGUGCUGGCGGCGGCGCGGAGGAACGCCUCGGCCGUGGUGGUCUACAACCUGGAGCGCUACGGGAACGCCACCGAGCCCAUGUCGCACGCGGGAACAGGAAACAUAGUCGUCAUUAUGAUUAGCUACCCAAAAGGACGAGAAAUUUUUGAUCUGGUGCAAAAAGGAAUUCCAGUAAAAAUGAGCAUAGAGAUUGGUACUCGUCAUAUGCAGGAGUUCAUCAGCGGUCAGUCUGUGGUGUUUGUGGCCAUUGCCUUCAUCACGAUGAUGAUUAUCUCAUUAGCAUGGCUAAUAUUCUAUUAUAUACAGCGUUUUCUAUAUACUGGCUCACAGUUUGGAAGUCAGAAUCAUAGAAAGGAAACUAAGAAGGUUAUUGGCCAGCUCCCGCUACACACUGUGAAGCAUGGAGAGAAGGGAAUUGAUGUUGAUGCUGAGAAUUGUGCAGUGUGUAUUGAAAACUUUAAAGUCAAAGAUGUUAUCAGAAUCCUGCCAUGCAAGCAUAUUUUUCAUAGAAUAUGCAUUGACCCAUGGCUUUUGGAUCACCGAACGUGUCCAAUGUGUAAACUUGAUGUCAUCAAAGCCCUGGGAUAUUGGGGGGACCCUGAGGAUACUCAGGAGCUACCCAUCCCAGAAGCUGCCCCAGGAAGGGUUUCUGUUGGGAAUCUGAGUGUGACAUCCCAAGAUGAGGAGAGGAGUGAAAGCAACCUUCCAUCAUCUUCCUCAAGCGAGUCUGGGCCACACCGCCCCUGUCUUAAAGAAGAUGCAGGGGAGGACACAGCAUUACUAGGAGCCGGCAGGAGUGACCCUCAGCAUGGAGGAUCCAUGUGCUAGCACCGUCCUCACUGGCAGCCUCACCGACAGAGCCUUGGCUUGAAUACAGGACAUUCAGUUUUUUACUCUAGGGCACAGUUUGUAUACUUGAAAACAGUGGAUUUUAUUUUACUCUACCUUUCAGAUUCAGGUUUGAUAUACAAAGGGCUGAGAUGUUUUAUUCCUAAAAGACUUUAAUUAGCCUUCAUCUAUUUAUCUACUAAAUUAUGAUGUCUAUCAUAAAUUUUGUUGUAUCAAACUGUCACAGAUGUAUGUGGAGGGGUUGUUUCUGAGUACUAGACUAGCUUCUGUGGUACUAUAAAACAAGAUUCUGUUUCUCGGGCUUUUUAGACAGAGUUCACGGAGUUGAAUCGUGACGUGUAGUUCCUUAUUGAACACAUGAACUUCCCUGAAGCAGAGACUGUAGAACUUGGAAAUGGGAACUCUUGCCAUGGGCAGUGGUGCAUACCUGCAGACUCAGGCUGAGGCAAGAGGAGCUGGAGUUCAAGCCUCCUUUGAGCUAUGGAGCAAGACUGCUACAAAGGGGUUAAGGAGGGAGAGAGACAUCAACUGUCUUGCACUAUAUUGUCUAUAGAGACUUCAGAACUACACAUACUUUUUUAUUAUGUGGAAUUGGGAAAAGAACACUAGAUGAUUUUAUGAUUUACAUUUUUACCUUUAUUGCCUAAUUUCUUUUCACACUUGGAAGAAGGGAAUUUAUCCAAGUUUUUCUACAAACUAAAAAAACCUGGCAAGAAAUGCCAUAUUGCAUGUUUAAAAAGCAUUAAAAUAUUGAUUCAUUAAGAAAAUCAAGUAGGCAUACUGUAAUGUCUUUAAAUGAUUAGUAUAUUUUGGUGGAUUAAAUCUUUACAAUUAAAAAUAUUUAAUUGAAAUUUUGAUUUUUGUUGUUAGAGAUUUGAAGCCGAUUCAACACUGUGACCUUUUCUCCUUCUUUGCUGUUUGACGUUCGCACUGGUGCAGUCUUGGAAGACUGUUGUCUCAAUUCUGUGUAUUGCUGGGAUACAUACUUUGAAGAGCAAGGAGUCCUUUGUUGUUGAUUCUAAACUUGUGUUGUAUGUCUACUUUGUAGACAAAAAUAAAUGCUUAUUGACAAAAAUUUU